Molecule: messenger RNA, 156 nt
Organism: Eruca vesicaria subsp. sativa (arugula)
Lineage: Eukaryota; Viridiplantae; Streptophyta; Magnoliopsida; Brassicales; Brassicaceae
Source: the annotation of a GenBank genome assembly
AUGAACUCUAACCGUCUUGAUGGUUCCAAGAUCACCAAGGUGUAUUUGGAAGCCAAGGAGAGGAACAACACAGAGUACAAGCUCGAGUCUAUGAUGGGUGUGUACCGUAAACUCACUGGAAAGGAUGUCACUUUUGAGUACCCUGUUGAAGCUUGA